CGUGCAACUAAUCGUUCUUUUGACAAGAUGGCGUCGAUGGAGAAGGAGUACUUCUGGGGUUGUGAAUUAAGUAAAGAUAAGAGAGAACAUAAGUGGGAUUCCGAGGAUGAAGAACUCGGCAAAGCAGACAUCGAUCAGAAGCUUGUUGUAUCCCAGGCCUGUCUUGGUGCAAAAGCCAAAAAUAAUGAAAGAAAUCUUGUACAAGUCACCACAACAGACAGCAGUGAUAACUCAGUGACAUACACAAUUCUAUCACUAACUUCCGGAAGAAAAGACCAGAGUAGACUUAGUCUGGCAUUUCCAGCCUCAGUUGUUUUUAAACUUAUAGAAGGUUCAGGACCAAUUCACUUGACUGGUUCUGUAUAUCAAGAACUGUUUGUAGGGGAUGAAGAUGAAGAAGAUAGUGACCAAGAUGAAAAUGAUGAAUCUGAUUUAGUUUUAUCAGAAGCUAAGAAGUCUUCGAAGUUUUGUCAGAAGAGACCAUUAAUAACAUCCAAGGGACCACCAAUGAAGAUUGCACGUGUUGAAGCUGAAAAUGGUGAAGAAAGUGAUGAGGAUGAUGACGAUGAGGAAGAGGAUUCAAGUGAAGAAUCUAUGGAAAUGGAAACAGAUACUAAACAGAAAAAACCUGCAGAGGCUCCAAAGACAGCUAAAAACAAACCAGAAGGUAAGGACGCCAAACCCAUGAAGAGCACAAGUGAGGAGGAUGACGAAGAGAGUGAAGAGGAGAGUGAUGAUGAUGAUGAUGAAGAAGAUGACGAGGAAGAUGAAUCUGAUGAGGAUGACGAGGAUGAUGAAGAUGAAAGUGAGGAAGAGGAUGAGAUUGCUGCCAGCUUAGCAGCAAAGAAAAAGAUGGAAGGGAAACCUAAUAAAAAACCACCGAUGACAAAUGGAACAGCCAAAGCAGACAAAAAGGAUAAGACAGAAAAGCAAAAUAAGAUUCUGGCUCAACAGCCAAGUACACCAAAGGCUGAUGGGAAAAAAGAUCACGGGAAGAAGGCUGGAGCUAAAACUCCUGAACCGCUAUCCAUGGACCAACUUAAGCAAAAGCUGCUCAAGACACCUAAUUUGCCAAAGAAAGUGGAAAAGUUCAAGAACUAUUUGAAGCACUCAUUCAAAGUCACAGAUGAGGCUGAGUUAACGAAACUCUGGGAUUGGCUGAAAGAGAACAAAUAGAAUCAAGUCCUCUAUUCUUGUAUCCAUCGCUAUGCCUAGAUAGUGAAUUAAAGUCGUUUUUUUAAACAGA
Molecule: messenger RNA, 1246 nt
Organism: Stylophora pistillata
Lineage: Eukaryota; Metazoa; Cnidaria; Anthozoa; Scleractinia; Pocilloporidae
Product: nucleoplasmin-like protein ANO39
Biological process (GO): chromatin remodeling
Cellular component (GO): cytoplasm; nucleoplasm; nucleolus
Molecular function (GO): chromatin binding; histone binding; RNA binding
Source: RefSeq, a predicted model, not a curated record